Misgurnus anguillicaudatus (oriental weatherfish) is the source of this 3905-nucleotide messenger RNA. The record is from RefSeq and is a predicted model, not a curated record. Lineage: Eukaryota; Metazoa; Chordata; Actinopteri; Cypriniformes; Cobitidae.
UUUCGCAGACUGGAUCAUAUAUUUUCAUUCAUGUUCCACAGAAGAUAAAGUCAUUUGCUGUUUUGAGUGAGAUGAGGGAAUACUGACGGAUUGUUUUGAUUUCCCAACCCGUUCUCAGUCUGUGAACGCAGCGUCUAUCUGAUUGGCUGAGAGAAAGUUGGCAACUGAUUGGCUUAGAAAAAGCUGGUAGCUGAUUGGAAGAAACAUUUCAUGGUUAAAAGUUUCGAUAAGCGGUGAAGUUCGCUUCACAUUCACAUUGCGCUGUUUUGUCUGUCGGUACGGAUCAAAACUUGUCCUUAGUUAUGGACGUUCGUUAAUUUAAGCUGAAUUUGCGUUUGUGGUGUAAACAGAACGCAUUGAGAAUCCAACGCAUGUUAUCUACUCAAUAAAAUAGCAAUAAAUCACUCCUCGUACUAUAGAGAUGGCAGCGUUGAGCAAUACAACUAUGAAAACUUUAGAAGAUUUAACAUUGGACUCUGGCUAUGGAGCUGGAGACUCAUACAGGUCUCUCAGCCUGUCCUCCUCCAAAUCCAACUCGCAGGCGCACACCAGCUCUCCGCAGCGAGGUAACUGGUGGAGCUACGCGGGCUCCAUGAACAACAGCUGGGACACAGUAAACACGGUGCUACCCGAAGACCCAGAGGACAUCUUCUCCAAGUGUCCGAGGUUACCAGAGUUAGAGGAGUUCCCGUGGACGGACGAGGAGAUCGAUGCGGUCCUGCAUAAAGUGUCUGGAGAGGGGUCACAUUUUGCUCCAGAGAGCGUCAGGAGAUUGUCAACGCUGAUGCGCAGGGCUUUAUUGCGUAUCUCCAGAGAGGCGCAGCGGUUGAGCGUCCUGCAUUGCAGGUGCACACGCUUUGAGGUGCAGAGCGCUAUCAGACUGGUCAUGAGCUGGGCACUGGCGGACAGUUGCGUCUCUGCCGCAGUCAAAGCCAUAUCGUUAUACAGCAUGAGCGCUGGCGAGGUCCUGCGCAAGAGCAAGUCCUCACGCUGCAAACUCAGCCUCUCUGUCGGGCGCUUUUUCCGCUGGAUGGUGGACACUCGGAUCUCGGUGCGCAUCCAUGAGUACGCUGCGAUCUGUUUGACCGCAUGCAUUGAGAAUCUGGUGGAGGAGAUCGGCGCGCGCGCGCUGGCGGCGCAGAACGGGCCCCGCAUCUCUUCAGUGGGAGCUGAUGCGCUGGAGGCAGUCGUCAACAGUGACGCGGAGAUAUUUGGUCUUGUGCAAAACUAUGAACACCUCAUCAGCGGGAAAAACGCCAAUGGUGAGUUGUCCCUGCCGGCCCAUUUCAGCCCGUAUGCUGAGAGUCCGUGCUCGGCUGUGGAGAGCAGAGAGAACGCAUAUGUCCAGCUGGAGCUCAGGACACUGGAGCAGGCCCUGCUGGCCACCUGUGUGGGCAGCCUCUCAGAACUCAGUGACUUGGUCUCCCGUGCAAUGCACCACAUGCAGCGUUUGGUUUCCACAGGUCCCAGCCUUAGUCCUGGUCGUCUAUUUUGCCUCCAGCCAAUCUCCUGGUCUCCAGACGCUCUUCACACGCUCUACUACUACCUACGUAGUCCACAGAUGGAGUCUCUGGAGAACCCCAACCUUGAGCCACCCAGAAUAGCUCUCAGUAAAGAGAGGCCUUUCCCUCUUCUUCCUCCACUAAUGGAGUGGAUGCGUGUUGCCAUGGUACAUGCGGAGCAUCGGCGGAGCCUGUUUGUGGACAGUGAUGAUGUGAGACAGACUGCAAGACAGCUUCUCCCUGGGCUGGAUUGUGAACCUAGACAGCUCAAACCAGAGUGCUGCUUCACCUCCUUCAAGCGUUUGGAUUCAAAGGCCGCUGCAGACAAGUUUAAUCUGGAUCUGGGCUUUCGUAUGCUUAACUGUGGACGUACAGAUCUAAUCGGUCAGGCUAUCCAGCUGUUAGGCCCAGAUGGGGUGAACACUAUGGAUGAUCAGGGCAUGACUCCUCUGAUGUACGCCUGUUCAACAGGGGACGAGGCUUUGGUACACAUGCUCAUCGAUGCUGGGGCGAACUUGGAUGUGGCGGUGCCAAACUGUUCAUCAAAACAUCCCUCUGUCCACUCUGAGAGCCGCAAUUGGGUGGCCUUGACCUUUGCAGUGCUGCAUGGACAUUUGUCUGUAGUGCAGCUCCUGUUAGAUGUGGGAGCAGAUGUGGAGGGUUCAGCCUUGAGGAACGGCCACCACAGUUCAGCAGAAACGCCCCUCCAGCUGGCAUCGGCCGCAGGGAACUACGAGAUGGUGAGUCUGCUGUUGUCACGUGGAGCUGAUCCCAUGUUGCGGGUGCAUCUGACAUCAUCAUUGUAUGAGGGCAUGAACUGCUUCAGUCACGCCGCUGCACAUGGACACAGGAACGUGUUAAGGAAACUGUUGAGUCAGCGGCAGCAGCCACAAGAGGACGUACUCUCUCUAGAGGAGAUCCUAGCCGAGGGAGUCGAGGAGCAGGAGGAUCAAAAAGAUCAGGGACUGAAGGAGAGAGCAAAUGCUCACAGCGAUGAAGGUACUCCGCGGCUGUGUAAGGCCCGCAUUAGAGCCCUGCAGGAAGCCAGUCUGCACAGCGCCGAGCACGGAUACCUGGACGUCACCAUGGAGCUCAGGGCACUGGGAGUGCCAUGGAAGCUGCACGUAUGGCUGGAGUCGGUACGCAGUGCUCAGCUUCAGUCCAGGACUGAGCUCACGCUUUCUCUCCUUAAAGACUUCACGACUAUUGGACAAGAGAAAUAUUGUGAGGAGCUGCUCUCCGAUGGACUUCCGCUACUCUUCUCUAUUCUUAAAACCAGCAAGAGUAGGGAGAUCCGUAAGCAGCUGGCAGCCAUCUUUAGCCACUGUGUUUCCUUUACAGCUGCCCCAUCUAUUCUGGCAGUAAAGGACACACCUACAGCUCAGCUGGAUGCCCAUUUUUUGAAUAAUCCAGAGAUGUCUGAUGUUACAUUUGUGGUGGAGGGAAGGCAGUUUUAUGCCCAUAAGGUUCUCCUCAUGUCUGCUUCACUGAGGUUUAAAGACCUACUGGGACUCUACAGAAGUAAUGCCACACCAGACCACAUGGCCAUUGAAAUCACUGACAUGAAGUACAGCACUUUCCAUAUGAUGAUGGCGCAUUUGUACUGUGGAGGAGCAGAAUGUUUACAAGUGUCUGUCUCUGAUUUGCUGGAGCUCCUGCCAGUGGCCCACACAUUCCAGCUUCCCGUUUUAAAGAGACACUGUGAAAUCCUUUGCUCUGAGAGAAUAAACCUCAGCAAUGCUUUGAGAAUCUACCAAACUGCCAAGGUCUGCGAGGCCGUGGAACUGGCCGUAUUUUGUGAAGGCUUCUUCCUGCAGAACAUGGUGGAUCUUCUGGAUGGUGAUCAUCAGUUUGAAGAGUUAGUGUUGGGUUCUGACUGCAGCGCUGCUUUGGAUCCAGAUGCUCUGGAUGGUCUGCAGGCUACUCUGGCCUCAAGGCUGCACUCACUUUGUGUCCAACAUAGAGCUUGAAAGCAUGGAGAAAAUCAUCAUAUUCUUCAUUGACUUAAUAAAAAGACUCAGAUAUACAGGAGAGUUUCCUAUACACAGCGUUCCUUACUUGGAGGACAUCCAAAAAGAAAUGUUUCAAUGCUGACUAAAUGAUUUUAAUGGGAUAUUUCUGAUACAUUUAAAACUUUAAAAGAUGACUUUGCUUCUUGGAUAAUGAGAUAACCAAACUUUUGUAAGAUGUAUGGCAUUACCGCCCUCUAGUGGCAAAGCGCCCCUACACCUACAUACAGGUAGGUUUCAUGUACAUAGCAGUCUUGUACAGUAGAUACUUUAGUAUUCUCAUACCACAUUUAAAGUGUAAAUAUAUUUCUAAUGUUCAUUAAUGGGACAGGGUACUUUGGGAACAUUUAAAUUAUUUGAUAUGACAUUUUUAUGAGUUAUUGAAAUGGCAGAA